GUAAUCACACAUUGACAAACUCACUUAUUACUAAGCCACAUCACCUUCUAGAUUAAAGAGAGACAGACGGUCAAACUUUCUUCUCAGGAAAAUGUUCACAUUUUCCACAAUGCCACUGAACGACAGCUCCACAAACCAAACUUGCGAUGUGUUCAUCUACAAGGAAUCUGCUCGGAUCCUCUUUCCCAUUUUUUACUCCCUGGUUCUUAUCAUCAGCGUUGCUGGCAACAGCCUGGUUCUCUGCAUCAUCUGUCAGAGGAAACAUAAAAUGAACUCCACCACGAUAUAUAUGAUAAACCUGGCCAUCUCUGACACGCUUUUCACAUUGGCUCUGCCCGGCAGGAUCACUUACUACAUCCGUGGCUUCGACUGGCCCUUUGGAGAUUUCUUGUGCAGACUGACGGCCGUGAUCUUCUACAGCAACACCUAUGCUGGCAUCGCCUUCAUGACCUGUAUCAGUGUGGAUCGUUACUUGGCCAUGCUGCACCGUCAGCGAUGUCAGAGAUUGAGGAACACCACGGUGGUAAAAGGUAUCUGUGUUCUGGUAUGGAUGGUGGUUCUCCUUGAAACAUCCCCCAUGCUCUUUCGAAGCAUGACUGAACAAAGACCAGGCCAUUGGACAUGCAUGGAAUUCUCCAAUUUUAUGGAAAAAAAGAUGGCAUAUGGUCUUCUGGUUGCUUGCAUCAUCGGGUUUUGCAUGCCUUUGGCACUCAUUCUGCGCUGCUAUAGCCAGGUCAAUUCCAAGCUAUCCAGGACGGCCAAGGAGAACCCGAUGACAAGCAGGUCAGGAAGCAGCAGCAGGGCCAGAAAUACAAUAUUACUCAUUCUGCUGAGCUUCAUAGUGUGCUUUACUCCUUACCACAUUAACAUCAUGCAGUUUUCAGUCAGAAGACUGUUCACUGAGCCCUCCUGUGAAGAUCUGAAGUCUUUGAAAAUGUCCCUGCAGGUGACUGUUGCCAUGAUGAACUUUAACUGCUGCCUUGACCCUGUUAUUUACUUUUUCGCCAUUAAAACCUACAAGCAGAGAGUGGUGAGCCUUUUUAAGACCUACAUUUCAACUUCUGCAUCAUCUAAGAGCAUGCAGGAGAACAGCAGCAGUAAUACAUGAGUGCUGUUAUUAUUCAUUUGAGGAAGGAUCGGAUGAAGGCAACUGCAAAAGAGAUGCCAACACAUUUGUAAAGAUGUGCCUGGACUGCUGCAGGCUCCAGAAAGAGUUUUUAAACGCUUUUCAUUGAUUUUUUUUAAAGAAAUCUUACCAUUGAUGGUUUAAGUCUGUUUUAUUUGUUUUGGAUUUUUGUCCACAAGUUAAUGUUUAAAAAGAUCACUGACAGUUCUGACACAGAUCACUUUUUUACUUAACAUUGUUGCUUAGUUGUGUAACAUAUUUAACAUAAUUCUUUGAAUCAGAUUCUGAUCGUUUUAUUGGUGCUGAAACAGGGAUGAUACAUUUCAGGGAAAAUCCCAUAUAAGGUCAAAAAGACUAGAAAUCGUCUUACAAUUCUGAGUAAAAAUGCUUACGGAGGUGUGUGACUGACAUUUUGUAAUACUGAGUUUUGCUGUGUAAUAUUAACGUGUAACUUGUUCUAAACAUGUUUAGACUGUGACUUUCACUGGCUGAAUACCAAUUAAAGAUCAUCAGUUU
Molecule: messenger RNA, 1642 nt
Organism: Triplophysa rosa
Lineage: Eukaryota; Metazoa; Chordata; Actinopteri; Cypriniformes; Nemacheilidae
Exons: 2
Coding region: 92-1108 (338 amino acids)
Biological process (GO): G protein-coupled receptor signaling pathway
Cellular component (GO): membrane
Molecular function (GO): G protein-coupled receptor activity; oxysterol binding
Source: RefSeq, a predicted model, not a curated record